AUGGAUCUCGCGACGGGGGCCAUGGGCAGCCUCCUCCUCAAGCUUGGCCAACUCCUCACGGAGGAGUACAAGCUGCAGACGGGCGUCAAGGAAGAUGUUGGGUAUCUAGAGAGAGAGCUGGAGAGCAUGCAUGCUGCCCUCCGCAAGGUUGGGGACGUGCCGCGAGACCAGCUCGACGAGCAGGUCAAGCUCUGGGCCAACCAAGUCAGGGACUUGUCAUUCAGAAUGGAGGACGUCGUCGACAAGUUCCUGGUGCGCGUCGAGGGAGCUGAGCCUGCCAUCAAGCCACGCAAACUCAAGAAGCUCAUGAAGAAGAUGGGAGACUUGUUCAGCAAGAGCAAGACUCGCCAUGAGAUCUCCGAUGAGAUCAAAGACAUCAAGCACCGCGUCAAGGAGGCGGCUGACCGACGUGAUAGGUACAGGGUCGACGACGUGGUUGCUAGUCCAGUUGGCGCAACCACUGUUGACCCUCGCCUAUUGGCUUUGUACAAGGACCAGAAAGAGCUCGUUGGUAUUGAUGAUUCGUUGAAUGAGCUAACCAAGAUGAUGAGUGAUGGGGAUGGUGAUGCGUCCAAGCAACUCAAGAUACUCUCUAUUUUCGGAUUCGGAGGCCUUGGCAAGACAACUCUUGCCAAAGCACUGUAUGAUAAGCAUAAAGCGCAAUUUGAUUGCAGUGCUUUUGUUCCGGUUGGACGGAACCCUAGCGUGAAGAAAGUUCUCAAUGACAUACUCCUUGAAAUUGACGGCCAAAAGUACUCGGAGUUGGAUGAAAGGCAGCUAAUCAACAAACUCCGAGGAUUACUCGAGAACAAAAGGUACUUGAUUGUCACUGAUGACAUAUGGGAUAAAAAAACAUGGGAGCUGGUCAAGACCGCUUUGGUGUGUAAGAAUUGUGGAAGCAGGAUAAUCACAACUACUCGUACACUCGAAGUUGCCACAAUGGCCAGUGAAGUAUACAAGCUACAGCCACUUUCUCUUGAUUUAUCCAAGGAUUUAUUUCAUAGAAGAUUAUCUUGUGCUGCAAUAGAAUGGAAUAAUCAUCUUCCAGCAGUGGUAUAUGAUAAAAUUUUACACAAAUGUGGUGGUAUACCAUUGGCUAUAAUCACAAUAGCUAGUUUGCUUGCUGGUAAACCUGUGGAGUUUUGGUCUAAGGUAUACACUUCAAUUGGUUUUGGGCAUGAAGAAAAUGAAGACGUGGAGAACACAAGGAAAAUACUUUUAUUUAGCUAUUAUGAUCUACCUUGUCACCUCAAGACUUGCUUAUUGUAUCUGAGCAUCUAUCCUGAAGAUCAUCUGAUUGAAAAAGAUAGUUUGAUAUGGAAGUGGGUCGCCGAAGGUUUUGUCCAUGAGGAACCAGGGGUAGGACUAUUCGAGAUUGGUGAGAGGUACUUCAAUGAGCUGGUGAACAAAAGCAUGAUAAUGGCGGUAGAGGGAGAUGAACAUAUUGGCAUCAUAACUGGGUGUCGUGUCCAUGACAUGAUGGUUGAUAUGAUAUGCCUAUUGGCAAAGGAGGAAAAGUUUGUUACUCUAUUAGAUAGUAAGGAGCAAUAUACAUCUUCACAUUGCAAUGCUCACAGGCUAGUUGUUCAUCGUAGAGCCCAGCCCCUGGCUACCAUGUCAACAUUACAAGCAAGGUCAUUUAAUGCCAUGUGCAGUGUUGAUUUGUUGCCAUCACUUUCAUGCUUUGAAGUUUUGCGUGUCCUAGCUUUGGAAGGCAAUGGCACUUUGAAUAAGUGUAGCUAUAAUCUUGAGCAUGUUGGGAAGUUAGUUCACUUGAGGCACCUCAAACUAGGGAGCAUUGGUAUCAGUGAGCUCCCAAAGGAAAUAGGACAUCUGAAGUUUUUGCUGGUACUGGACUUGGGUAGAAAUAGCAUAAGGGAACUUCCAGAGAGUAUUGGUCGAUUAAGUGAACUGAAGUGCUUGAACAUCUGGGAAACAGACAUUGAAGUGCCAUACUGGAUCGGAAAUUUGACAUCUCUGGAAGAGUUGUGCCUAGGAGGAGUUCAUGGGCACUCCAACUUUGUGACAGAGCUGGGCAAGCUGACAGAGUUGAGGAAGCUCCGCAUUUUUAAAAGCGUAUAUGUACAUGGUGAUAGGAGAAUGAAUAGUUGGGCGGAGUCUGUAGCCAAACUGAGCAAGAUCCAAGUCAUAGACAUUGGUUUAGUUGUCGGGUGUAGGGAUUCCAGUCACAGUCACGAAGAGAACCCCUGGGAACGGAUUGUUCUGUCUCCACAAAUACGUGUUCUACACAUGUCCUUCCUAGAACCUGGGAUGAUGGCAAGGAUCAAUCCCUCGCUUCUUCCGAAUCUGUCCCAUUUAAAACUGCAUGUAUGCAGUCCAGAUAUGGAGGUCUUUGGAAGUUUUCGAGAGCUUGUCGCCCUCAAGCUGGAGACGGUGUCAACUCUCCACCAUGACACCAUUGGCGGCGGUGCAGGUGCGUUCCCCAAGCUAAGGUUCUUCAGGACAGAAGCAACGCUUGACUCGUUUCAAGAGGGGGAUAUGCCGGUCCUUGAAUCACUCCAGUUUGAGGUCGUAGCACAGUCCAGUGAUGAUGGCAUUAGCUUUGACUUUGACUUUGCUAGCCUAGGGAACCUCCCUUUGCUUAAGAGAGUCGUCAUCACUUUAUAUGCCCCUCGUGCGGACGACGGGAAGGCCAAGGAAACGGCGAAGCGUGCAAUGGAUAUGCUUCCCAACCGUGUCGAGCAUUUUAUCAUACCAAGGGCUACAGAGAACUGGCGUCGGAGAUUAAAACAUCGAUUGAGCUAA
Molecule: messenger RNA, 2766 nt
Organism: Triticum turgidum subsp. durum (durum wheat)
Lineage: Eukaryota; Viridiplantae; Streptophyta; Magnoliopsida; Poales; Poaceae
Source: the annotation of a GenBank genome assembly